Messenger RNA from Colletotrichum tamarilloi, 1677 nucleotides. RefSeq names its product sugar porter family MFS transporter. Bases 1 to 1677 code for a protein of 558 amino acids. Gene Ontology annotation, cellular component: membrane. Gene Ontology annotation, biological process: carbohydrate transport; transmembrane transport. The record is from RefSeq and is a predicted model, not a curated record. The transcript is spliced from 4 exons. NCBI's taxonomy places the organism in Eukaryota, Fungi, Ascomycota, Sordariomycetes, Glomerellales, Glomerellaceae. Gene Ontology annotation, molecular function: carbohydrate:proton symporter activity.
AUGGCCGACCCAAAGGUCUCCUCCCCCGUCCCAGAGGACAAGGAAACAGGCAUCCACCACCACACCUCAAUCACAGACGACACCAACACCGCAACCCCCAACAACCACAAUGCCGCGCACCCAGAAGACCUCGUCGCGGAGGCAGCCCAAGCCGCCUCCGCAGAACACAAAAUGUCCCUCCUCGAAGCCAUCCGCACCUACCCAAAAGCAAUCGGCUGGUCCGUCCUCCUCUCCUCCACCCUCAUCAUGGAAGGCUACGACCUCGCCCUCCUCAGCAACCUCUACUCCUCGGCCGUCUUCCAGCGCAAGUACGGCACCUUUGUCGAGGCCCAGAACAAGUACGUCAUCUCCGCCGCCUGGCAGUCCGGCCUCAGCAACGGCGCCCGCGCCGGCGAGAUUUUCGGGCUUGUGAUUGCCGGCUGGACGGCGGAUCGGUACGGGUAUCGGGUGACGACCAUGGGGUUCCUGGUGUUGAUGAUUGCGUUCAUCUUUGUGCUGUUCUUUGCGCCGAAUGUGCAGAUCUUGGUGCUUGGGGAGGUUCUCUGCGGAAUCCCUUGGGGUGCUUUCCAGAGUGUCACGCCAGCGUAUGCCUCCGAGGUCGCUCCCGUCGUUCUUAGGCCGUAUCUCACCACCUUCAUCAACAUGUGCUGGGUCAUCGGACAAUUCUUCUCCGCGGCCGUCAACAAGGGCUCCUACCACCACCAGGACGAAUGGGCCUACAGAAUCCCCUUUGGAGUCCAAUGGGUGUGGCCCAUCCCCAUCCUCAUCGGCCUCUUCUUCGCCCCUGAAUCCCCCUGGUGGUACGUCCGCCACAACGACAAACCAGCCGCCAAACGCGCCCUCCUCCGCCUCACCUCCCGCAACCAACCAAACUUCAACCCAGACGAGACGAUCGCCAUGAUAGAGCACACAAACGAGCUCGAGAAGCGCGCAAAGGAGGGCGUGACCUACGCAGACUGCUUCAAGGGCGUCGACCUCCGCCGCACCGAAAUCGUCGUCGGCAUCUGGCUCGUCCAGACCCUCGGCGGGCAGAACCUCAUGGGCUACUUUGCCUACUUUUUGACGCAGGCCGGCAUGGACCCCGGCAACUCCUUCUCCCUGUCAAUGGGCCAGUACGCCCUCGGCAUGGUCGGCACCGCGGGCUCCUGGUUCCUCAUGUCCCGCAUCGGCCGGCGCACAAUCCACUUCUCCGGCCUCUGCGCGCAAUUCUGCCUUCUGCUGAUCGUCGGCUGCCUCUCCUUCUCCGACAGCAACGCCUCCGUCUGGGCCAUCGGCGCCAUGCUCAUCGUCUUCACGUUCGUCUACGACUUCACCGUCGGUCCCGUAACCUACUCCCUCGUCUCGGAGCUCUCCUCCACGCGUCUCAAAAACAAGACCAUCGUCCUCGCGCGCGCGGGCUACAACGCCAGCAACAUCUUUGUGAAUGUCAUGACGAAUUACCAGCUCUCGUCGACGGCGUGGAACUGGGGCGCGCGCACGGCGCUGUUUUGGGCGGGCACGUGUCUGCUCUCGUCCGUGUGGGUGUAUUUCCGCGUGCCGGAGCCAAAGGGGAGGACGUACGCCGAGCUGGACCUGUUGUUUGAGCACAAGGUCUCGGCAAGGAAGUUUGCGGAGACGAAGAUUGAUCCGUACUCGCAUGAGCUUAACAGCGAGAAGAAGUUGGCCGAGGAGCAUUAA